Oreochromis niloticus (Nile tilapia) is the source of this 7348-nucleotide messenger RNA. It is a transcript of the gene ptenb, whose product is annotated as phosphatase and tensin homolog B. Bases 617 to 1852 code for a protein of 411 amino acids. The record is from RefSeq and is a predicted model, not a curated record. Gene Ontology annotation, biological process: regulation of phosphatidylinositol 3-kinase/protein kinase B signal transduction; negative regulation of cell population proliferation; phosphatidylinositol dephosphorylation. The transcript has 9 exons. NCBI's taxonomy places the organism in Eukaryota, Metazoa, Chordata, Actinopteri, Cichliformes, Cichlidae. Gene Ontology annotation, cellular component: cell projection; plasma membrane; nucleus. Gene Ontology annotation, molecular function: phosphatidylinositol-3,4,5-trisphosphate 3-phosphatase activity; protein tyrosine phosphatase activity; phosphatidylinositol-3,4-bisphosphate 3-phosphatase activity.
CUCUCCUGCUGUCCUGCUGCAGAUUUGACGCAUGCGUAACUGUCGUCUAGUCGCUCUGCUCAAAGGCACCGAGGCGGAGAGGGUUUCUCUCCACUCACCUGCAUCCAGGCACGGCGGCUCUCAAGCGCUCAUAGGCCGGGAACAGUUCCGCUGGAUACGUCCGGAGGACCGGCUCCGCACCGGCCGUCAUCCCGCAGAUGGUCUUUGUCUGCAGGCAGGGGACCUGGGAACCCGGGCCCGCUGCGGGAGCGGGAGGAGGCCUCGGAGCUCCCCUGUUCUGACCCAGAAAAGAGCAGCGACAGCCCGGCUGCAUCUCUACUAGCAGGUCGGCUAGCAUCCGUCCAGAGCGGGGCUCGGGGAGGCAGCGAGCAGGCCGAAUAAAGGGACUGCUUCGUGCUGCUUCGGGUCGAGGUUUCUCCCGGAUUUUAUUUUGGCUUUAUUUUUCUGCGGGUUAUUCUUUAAAUCUGGAAAUCGCGGGACUGGAGGCCGGCUAGCUGCGAGCUAGCUGCCCAGGAUUACCAGGGUAACCAGACAGCAGAGGCUCCGCAGUAAAACAGACCGUCUCCCGGUGCUCUCUGACCCGCUGACAGACCUCACCGGAGGCCGGGGCGCAGCGAUGGCUGCCUUAAUCAGAAUCCGGGGGAUUGUGAGCAGGAACAAAAGGCGGUACCAGGAGGACGGCUUCGACCUGGACCUGACCUACAUUUAUCCAAACAUCAUCGCGAUGGGUUUCCCCGCCGAGCGGCUGGAGGGCGUUUACAGGAACAACAUCGAUGACGUGGUUCGGUUUUUAGACUCGAAGCACAAGAAUCACUAUAAGAUCUACAACCUAUGUGCGGAGCGACAUUACGACGCGUCAAAGUUUAACUGUCAAGUCGCUCAGUACCCGUUCGAGGACCACAACCCGCCCCAGCUGGAGCUGAUAAAGCCGUUCUGCGAGGACCUGGACCAGUGGCUGAGCGAGGACGAGCAGCACGUCGCCGCCAUCCACUGCAAGGCGGGAAAGGGCCGGACCGGCGUGAUGAUCUGCGCCUACCUGCUGCACCGGGGCAAGUUCCAGGAAGCUCAGGAGGCCCUCGACUUCUACGGGGAAGUCCGCACCCACGACAAGAAGGGUGUGACCAUCCCGAGCCAGCGGCGCUACGUCGUCUACUACAACUUCCUGCUGAAGAACCAGCUGCAGUACAAACCGGUGGCUCUGCUCUUCCACAAGAUGCUGUUUGAAACUAUCCCCAUGUUCACCGGAGGCACCUGCAACCCCCAGUUUGUCGUGUACCAGCUGAAGGUGAAGAUCCACACCUCUAACCCCACCCACACCCGCAGGGAAGACAAACUGAUGCUGUUUGAGUUCCCGCAGCCACUUCCUGUCUGUGGAGACAUCAAGGUGGAGUUCUUCCACAAGCAGAACAAGGUGCUGAAGAAGGAGAAGAUGUUCCAUUUCUGGAUCAACACCUUCUUCAUCCCGGGUCCGGAGGAAGUCCCAGAGAGGAUGGAAAACGGCAGCGCGGGGACACCCAGAGAGCUGUUUGACAGGAUGCCGCAGACCCCGAUGACGCCAGGAAGCGAAACCAACGACAGAGACUACCUGGUCCUCACGCUGACCAAGAACGACCUGGACAAGGCCAACAAGGACAAGGCCAACAGGAACUUCUCCCCGAACUUCAAGGUGAAACUGUUCUUCACCAAGACGGUAGAAGAAGGAGCCAACUGUGACGCGAGCAGCACGUCCUCGAUGACGCCAGACGCCAGCGACAACGAACCGGAUCACUACCGCUACUCGGACACGACGGACUCGGACCCUGAGAACGAGGGGUUUGAAGACGAAGACCACAAUCAGAUCACAAAAGUCUGACACACACGCACUCUCUCUCUCUCUAAUACGCAAACAUACAGCUAUAUACGUGUAUAUAUAUCUCCAGUAUGUAUGUAUGUAUACACUCGUGAACCCAGACGAAGACUAGCGGGCGGUUAGCUAACGGGGAGUAUCACCGGCGGACCGCAGCUGAUCAGUGGGACUCUGGAUGCAAAGAGCUCUGAUCAGAAUACUUUGGCCAUCCUCACCCCACCCCCCAAACUUCUACACAGCUGGACAAUCACAUGACAUGGAUUUGUAAGCAUGUGGGCGGUGCCAGGCGAGCGGACAGUGUGACGCAGGAAUGGACAGACAGGACAGUUUAAAGGAGUAAAACUUGAAUCUAGACAAACGGAAAGACGAGUAGGCUUCUUUAGUGACCACGCCGCGGUGUCUGUGGGACGAAUCCCCUCCCGACCAGCUUUCAGUUUCGUGCUGAGCGGUCUGGACUCUGUCUUCAUCUCUGCUCUCUUCAGGCUUUCUCAGUGUUGACGCUUCUCUCUGUGUGCUGAAAACUCAAAUUCAGGUCGAGCGUGGAGCUUUGAAGGCCAGUACUUGUGCUUCACCUGAAUCUGAGACGUGGAUCACUGUGGGACACCCAAACUAGUUUACCUGACUCAAAAUGUGAAACCACGAUGCCGAUGAUGGCAGACGGUCAUGUCAUGUGAUGAAUCUGGCAAAAUAUCAGCUUUAGGUGAGGCGAAUCUUUUGUUGUAAAACGAGAUGCUGAUUAAAAAAGAUCGGACCCCCGCGUCACCGUGACCGGGUUUAUUUAUUCUCCCGAUUACUUCAAACACCUUCAACUGGAAACUCCUGAUCCAGUUUGCAGCAGCCCAUUUAAUCCAGUCUAAAUUGGGUUGGGCUGUGGGUCUGAACUGGUUUGGACCACGCUGGCCCAUGUGGGACUAUCCAAGUCCAUUUUUGGCACCUUUUGCCCCGAGUCUUGUUUGGACCAGCCAGACGGGUCCCAUCGCUGAUCUGGACCCAGUUUGGGACAAAGCAGUGCACAAAGAGAAGCGACAACCUGCUGUUGAAUGUGACAGUGAAGAUGAGAAACUUUAUUAUUCACAGUCCUCUGCAGAGCCGUCAAUCAUCUGCUGUCAGACGCUUUGAGUGCGACCCAGGCUUGAACACGUGCUUCACUGCUUCUCUGUCUGUCCUCAGUUUUGCACAGAAGGACUCUGUUCAGUCUUUCAAUCAGCUCCUACACUUCCAAGAACCUUGUUUUUGUUGUACUCUGAAAUAUAUCAAUCAUUAAGCUAAACGACAAACGAGCUACUGCACUGUAUAACCAUUCCUGCAGCGAUCUGCUUUUAAGCUACACACCUAUAUAGGCUACCCCCAACACAGACUGAAGCAGAAAUCUUUGACUCCAGAGCGCUGGCUUUCUGUAUGUCUGGCAUGCACUUUAUGAAGGACACUCGAGUGAAUCGGCCUUGUAAAUAUUUCCAGGCGAGCUCCGUCUGUCCAGGAGAUCUGAUUCGGCUCGUGUUGCGCUGUAGUCCUUAUAAAGCUGCCGUUUGUGAGGUUUGAGCUUUGGCUCUUUCCAGCCGGAGGUCAGUCCGCAGCGUGGGAGUGCCAUAAUUACAAUGUCAUGGAUUUCUUUUUAGUAAAACUACUUUAAGCUAAAGAUCAGCCAGGUCCAUUUGGAGCAUCUUUUAAAUGGACACUGGGACUUCGUCGGGGUCAUGAGGAUUUUGGGAUCACUGCCCAAAAAAAAGUUGAAACACUGUGCUGACCGAGCGGCUCCAUCACGAUGGUCAGCCUCUGUGUGUCUCUGGUUUCUGAUGGUAACGCUCUAGAAUUAUUACUCUGUCCAUAGACUAUUAAUCGUUUUUACUCACUACUACUUCUUGGAGACGUUUAAGCACUUAUAUUCUUGCAAAUUGUACCUUUAACACCAGGGACGAUGGCUGGAGAGUCACGUUAGCAUCACAGCAGGUUUGAGACUUGUUUCAAAUUGAGAGAAUGAGUAUUAGAGAGAUUUCAGUUACUGGAGGUUUGGCUUUGCCAAGUUAAAGCGGGCUCUUGGACGACUGUUUUGACCAUUAAGCUUCUUGCACAUCCACCGUUCUGCAUAGUUAAGAUACUACAUGUACAGUAUGAAAAUGCCUAAUGCAGUGACCAUAAGCACCGUCUGACUUCAGUCAGUCACACCCUAUAAAAGUCUGUCCGGUGGACCGGAGCAUCUACAGGACCAUCUGCCUCCUGGUUGGGCACAGGUAGAAGUUUUAGUCCUGUUGCCUGAUUUCCGUCCUCACAUUUGGUGCUAAAACCUAUUGUGGACCCUGCUAUGACUGAUCGUUCAUCCUAGGUGUGGUAUCUUGGGUCUCUAUUGUUGAACCUGUUGGUCUUGUCAGGUCUGGUCACACAGGAUGCACCGUGAGGAUCUAAAACAAACUCCAAAGUUGUAGUGCCGAUGCCUUCAGUAAAAAAACAUUGAAAACUCCCAUCUCGAUCUCCAGAUGUGUUUAAAGUCAAAGAGCUGGUGACCUGUAAUGAAAGGCAGAGGCAUCAGUAAUGAUGAUAUCUCUCAUGUUCAGUUGCAAUCAGGAUAAAUAAGAUGCUGAACCUUGAGCUUGACCCUAAAAGGAGAAGAUCUGAGGGUUGGUUUGACCCUCAGAUCUUUGGGAGCUCGUCCGUUCUUGCUGUCCAAGGUUGAACAUGUUUGCAGAGUUCAUGAUGAUGAUGAUGAUGAUGAUGAUGAUAAUGCAGGAGCAACUGCCAACUGUUCCUUCAUGCUCUCUCUUAUGACCGAUCUAAUGCCUCAGCAGUGCCGAGGGUUUUUGGGUUAGAUUGACAUUUAGCCAAACAAACUGCAUCCUGUGUGAGCACGUCUAACGCCGUGGCCUGGUGCUACUGACAGCCAGUGCAUGCAGCAGGUCCUGGGGUUACAGUGCACUUUGUUGAGCUAGCCCGGUGCUGGUCGUCCAUCUGUGGUGCUCUCUACCAGCAGCAAGCAUGCUCGUCCACUCCUGAUCUCUGAUGCCCAGCAGCUGUGUCGUCAGCGUGGCCAUACAGCCACUGGGAUUUUUACAGCAGCAUUUCCGGUCUCGAGUCCUGUUAGGUGCUAUCAGACCUGGCCUCACGUCCUGUCACUGACCUGUUCAGCAGUGACCAGCGUGUAGUGUAGACCUGUACCAGAGUCCAAGGUUUGACUCCAUUCAGGUGGAUUUGUUCUUAAAACCCACAGUUUUACUGAAGCCCAGUGACUCGAUGAGGCUUGGGGCAGGUCGUGGUCGGGUCCAGAACGAUGGGUAGAAGCUGUGUUUUGACUCUUUGUGAUUCUCCAAAUGAUUUUCCAGCACUGCUUUACCCAAAGGGAAGCUUGCAGAGAUUCAGAGAUGGGUCCGAAUGUGGAAGACGGUGCUGUAAUAUUUCAUGUUGGUAAUAUUCUGCACUGCUGAACGGGUUCAGGUGUUUGAGGCCAGGCAGGUGCUGUCCACGUCUCUGACUGUUCAAGGUGCUCAGUGUCUUUUCAUUGUUGGUUGUAUACAAACCUACAUUCAGCUCUUCACCUCACCUGGAGUUUCAUAGAAAGUGGUCACCUGUUAACAGAGCUGGGGUCAAAGUCCUCCCCCAUUCUGACAUCAUCAGGGUUUCUGCGGCGACUCGGUGUGAAGAAACCUUGAAAUUUGCCUUUUAAUGCACCACGCCUGCCUCUUUCCCACUGAUGUGGUACCGAAACAGUGGCCCCACCAGAGAGCCUGCUGCUCCUGAAGUUCGGACCCGUGACGUCAAACGCUACGGGAGGGCCUACCGCAAGAAAUUCAUCCAGUGAUUGGCAGACUCUGGGUGGGGUCCUUUUCCCGCAGACAUUAGCCCAACAUCUGCUAACGAUUCUCAGAUCUGUGUGCUGGUUCUGGUACCAGUGGAAAAGCGGUCAUUGUGACCAGUAACAGUUCUCAAACACAAGCUCCUGUACUUCCUGCCUCCUCAGACGUCCUGUUUCCUUCCCUGACCACACAGUGCUUCAGCUCUGCUGUUUACAUCUCUUCACCAAACCUGCCAAGAUGAAGCUCGGACGCCUUUGUGUUUCGAAUUGAGUUUGGGUCCGUUUGUUAAUUACAGUCUGUGUUCACACUCUGUUUGUUUUUCGCCUUAAGGUUAAGGUGUCACCGUUUCUCUGUGCAACAGUCUGUAGAUAGAUGCUCUAUUGAUCCCACAAGGGAACUGGGACCCAAACAUGUGACAUAGUCUGCUUGUGUUAUCCUCACGGAGAACCUCGUUAGAAUAACUGCAUUUCACAAACCACAGUGUCGGUUUUUCAGCCUCCUUUCAUUGAAGUAAAUCAGAUGGCUUUGUCAUGUGACCGCACCUUCAGUAGUUUCAGACGUUUCCUCGGAGUUGUGUACCCAAACCAUGUCUGUUGGUCCAGUCAGAGAAAGAACAACAGAAACGCCUCCAGAUCAGGCUGUUUAGCCAUCUGUUCUGCUUCUCUGUCGUGUGUGGUCAGAGUUUGAGAUCAUUGGAUGUAAAAGAAGCGUUUGUGAACCGCAAGCUUCUCACAGAUUUUCUUAUUUCUCUGCUUUCCUGAGCUGAUGUCAGCUGUUCCCCAGAUCUGAGUCCUGAACAUAAAACAACACAUCAUUGGCGUAGAGCGCAUCUCCUCUCACUCCUGUUCAGUCUAAACGUGGCCAAAGCUUCAAAUGAAGAUGUUAACCUGCAGGCCAAGUACAGAAAACACAGCCACGGGUGCUGCCCCUCAGCAGGCUUCCAGAAGACAGCGAGCGUUAUUUCAGUGAGACGGUUUGUUCCAAACAGAAGAUGCUGGCCAGGCUUUAGUGGACCAAGCGUUGAUUGGUCAGUCCACAGGGUGUGGUGAAAUACGUUUUAACUGAGGUUUAAUAAAUAAAUAAAUGUGGGCCGUGUCUUCCUGGCCUCCUGUUAACACAUAAUGGCUGUUUCGACACAUCCAGAAUCAUUUCGUGUCGUUAACGUGCAGCUCACUCUUUGCCUUUAAAUCUAUAUUUCACAGACGUGUGGUCUCAUCACUAAGCCCCACCUCCUGCUGUUGGGUAUCUCGGUAACAAAGUAAACUCAAGCACCUUAAAUCCGUUAAAGCUGACGACAUGUCUCGGCACAUUUGACCAGUGAAAACUAAAACUAACGCAGGACGCUACGCAGCUACUCAGCUUCUGUUUUCACGGCGACAAAAACAGUCAGUAACAUUAGCUUAAACGAGGUCGCUAGCACAAUGCUAACAUUAGCUUUCCUUCUGCUUUGCUGUUUAAGGACGGCCCCUUUCUGGGGUGGAGUUUCUGGUCUCGAUCAGAUGUGGUUUUGUUCCCGACUCCCAGCCUCGUGUCACAUGUCAGCUGCACACAGGUGUUCAUUUUAUUUUCCAAUCAACAAACAAAAGUCACCUGACUGCAAACUAUAUCACCAUGGCAACAUGUUAAUCUGACCCCACCCCCGCUUCUUUUAUUCCUCCUCUCCUUGUUUUAUAAAGAAAUAAAAACACUGUAAAGGUGAAUAAACUAUUUAUAAACAGCU